This is a messenger RNA of Anopheles maculipalpis, 1020 nucleotides long. RefSeq lists its product as uncharacterized. The transcript is spliced from 4 exons. Lineage: Eukaryota; Metazoa; Arthropoda; Insecta; Diptera; Culicidae. The coding region runs from base 1 to 984 and encodes 327 amino acids. The record is from RefSeq and is a predicted model, not a curated record.
AUGUUUGAAAGGAAACAACACACGGAUACAAUGCUGCUUUCGAACAGAUGGAUUAGUCUAUUAGUAACGAGUUUACUGUUUACAGAAAUUAUUGGCCUCAAACUAAAAACCGUACGAAUACCACCGUAUAAGUUUCGUGGUGAAUCCGCAUUACUCGAGUGCCACUACGAACUGAACGGCCAGCGAAAAGGGCAUGGGACACUUAAUGGAGGCAAUCGACGACAUCAUACCUAUCAGAGCGACUAUCUGGGUGAACCCUUCGAAGAGGAGGAAAAGCUCUACUCCAUCAAAUGGUACAAAGACAACGAGGAGUUUUAUCGUUACGUGCCCUCAGCGUCACAACCGAUUAAAAGCUACAAAAUCGAAGGUAUCCGGGUCGAUCCGAACCAUUCGGACGGUACGAAGGUGUUGUUGCGUGGUUUAACACUCAAAUCCUCCGGUAUCUAUCGUUGUGAGAUCUCGGCGGAAGCGCCCAGCUUCGACUCGGUUCAGGGUGAGGGCCGGCUGGAUGUGAUAUAUGUUCCAAAGGAUGGUCCACACAUCAGCGAUGGUGGACGGCAAAGCUUCCAAAAUGGUGAAACGAUGGAGUUGAACUGUACCUCCGGUCGCUCGUAUCCAGCCACCACGCUCCAGUGGCAUCUGAAUGAUUUGCCUGUGACGGACCCGAACAGUAUCGUGCACUAUCCUUCGGUGCAAAAUCAACAUGGGUUGAUUACCACCUUUCUUGGGCUGAGCAUGGUCGUCAACCAUCGGCACUAUAUCGACGGUACGAUACGGAUUAAGUGUGUGGCAAGCUUAUCGCCCGUCUUAUGGCGUGGCGGACAGGAGAGCAUCGUCCAGUGGGAGCAGCCGGCCAUCGACAGUCGUGUUGCCAUGCUGUUAGUGAAAAGUAACGACACGAGCAGAAGCAAAAUCUUAAUAGUGCCCUUUAUAAGCCUUGUGGCUUAUGCCAUUUGUCCAAUACAUGCUCGCAUACAUUGGUGAUAGUAUGUUUUCUGAGAUUAUAUAUUACACACACAC